CAGAGCAAAAUCCCAGAUUGAGCUACAACAAUGAAACAGUCUAUCAUUAGAAACCUCUCUCUUUAUGCCCGUACUCGUCUUCUCUCUCCUCCCUGCUACAAAUCCAGUUCCCAACUCGCUCUUUCCACUCGGCCCAGAUUGAGUUUCUACUCGACUGAGUCACAAAAUCAAGAGGUCUCCAAAGAUGAAGACGAUAACAUCAGCAACGAAGAGCUGAAAAUGCAAAUUGACGAUUACUUUAAAGGAAAUGACAAAGCAUUUCCAACUAUCUUUGAGGCGAUUCUGAAGAGGAAGUUAUCAGGGAAGCAUGAACAGACUGACAAGCAGUUGAUGGAAGAGCUUCGGGGGAAGAAGCAGGGAUCGCUGAGUGACGAUGACGAGGAGGAUGACGAUGAGAUUGAAUCUGAUUUCGAUGAGUAUUAUGGGAGUGAUGAGAAGGCUGCGGAUUUGAAUCAGGCAAUGGAUAGGUUGAUGAAGGAGAUGCCAAACACAAAGAGAGAAAAUUGAUGGGUGACGGAAUAGGCGAGAGCAAGCAAAACUUGACUAUGAUUUAGAUGGUAUUGUGAAAUCGGUAUUCCCUUUAUAGUUUCUUCAAAACUUUUUUGGUUCAUGGUCCAGUAGGUUAAGCUUCCGAAUUAGCAAAAUCAUGUAACAUUAUGUGUAUUGUAUUUGCCAUUUUUCUGAAUGAUAAGGUACACAUUCCUGUGUUUUGAGAAUAGACUAUCAGCAAGAGCUACUGAAAGCCAAUAACAGCUGAUGUCGCGUGGACUGUAGUUUAUGUGCAUUCUGGUCCUGUCAUUUUAGAUUCUUAGACACGUGUUUGGAGAUAGAAGCAUUGGAAGGAGAGUCGGAGCAUAAAUCAAAUCUUAUGUACCAUGAUGAAAGGAAUCUAACAAACAUACAAAGGGAAAGCAGCGAACUUCUAUGUGAAGAUUCUCACCAAUGUUUACACUAUACAGCAUCAGAGGUUGAAAUAUGUACCCACAUAAAAGGAUUGGACUACAUCAACACCAGAAACUGCAGCAUAUUGGACUGUUUGCAUCAAUGGGGGAGACGCAAUAUCCGUCCUUCGAGGGUAACUGGAAGCACUUCAAUCUCAGGCAAAGUCAGAUUUUGAAGAUUUUAGGGAAGUUGGAACUUACUGUAUUUUCCUUCCUAAUUCAGAUUUCUAUGUAUCUACGGUUACUUAGGUUGCUUGUUCUAGUCUUAUUAGGAUCAUUGCUUUAUUUCCCAGUUUAUGUUUUCCUAGUCUAGUUAAAUCUGAGGACAGUGCUCUAUAAAAAGAUAGUCUAGUUAGCUC
Messenger RNA from Fragaria vesca subsp. vesca, 1300 nucleotides. RefSeq lists its product as uncharacterized. Bases 31 to 507 code for a protein of 158 amino acids. Lineage: Eukaryota; Viridiplantae; Streptophyta; Magnoliopsida; Rosales; Rosaceae. The transcript is spliced from 2 exons. The record is from RefSeq and is a predicted model, not a curated record.